Molecule: messenger RNA, 627 nt
Organism: Lentinula edodes (shiitake mushroom)
Lineage: Eukaryota; Fungi; Basidiomycota; Agaricomycetes; Agaricales; Omphalotaceae
Exons: 4
Coding region: 1-627 (208 amino acids)
Biological process (GO): proteasome regulatory particle assembly
Cellular component (GO): nucleus; cytoplasm
Molecular function (GO): protein binding
Source: RefSeq, a predicted model, not a curated record
AUGGGAUUCACACUUCCUUCACCCGACAGCCCUGCAGAACAGGCUAAAACGCUCAUGAAUCAGAAGAAGAAUAUUGAAACCGAGAUUGAAUCCCACAUUUCUAUCCUGAAAGCUAACCAAUCAACGAUGCAAACCCCGCUCGUUGAUCCUGACGGCUUUCCUCGCGCAGAUAUCGACAUCUAUGCAGUCCGAGGGGCCAGAGUGAGGAUAAUAGAACUCAGAAAUGAUCUUAAGGAUGUCACCGCGGCCAUUGGGAAGGCAUUGGAAGCUGUAUAUGACCGGUCGCAAAGUGAAUCGGUGGGUAAACGGGAGAUGUCCGAAGAAUCUUCGUCCUCGAAGGAGCCGAAAGCAUUUGCAAAAGUUGACGGCGUGGCGCCAGGUAGUCCUGCAGCCGAUGCAGGUCUCUGUCGGGAGGAUCUGAUCGUGAAGUUUGGCCGAUUAGUGGAUACAUCAUUCUCAUCUGGAUCUCUGACACCAAUUGCAGAAUUGGUUGGAGCGAGCGAGAAUCAGAGCAUAGGGAUCAAAGUCUUACGGAAAGGUCAAAGCGUUUACCUUAGCCUCACCCCCCGCAAGGGAUGGGGCGGCAGAGGUAUGCUAGGAUGUCAUAUUGUUCCCUAUUCCCCCUAG